This is a messenger RNA of Didymodactylos carnosus, 1434 nucleotides long. Lineage: Eukaryota; Metazoa; Rotifera; Eurotatoria; Philodinida; Philodinidae. The record is from the annotation of a GenBank genome assembly.
AUGGCUACUGAAGCACAAUCACUAAAAGAAAAUUUAACGAAUGAUCAAGUUGUUAACUCGUUUAAUCAAUUAAAACAAUUGUUAGCCGAUUAUUCUACAAAGGAUGAAGGUUUAAAAUAUGAUCAAGUUGUUAAGUACUUUAAUGAUCUUUCUGACAUCUGUGAAACGUUAUGCGAUGCAACAAAAUAUAGUUCAAUAAAUAUAGUUGACAGUUUUAAAAUAAUUCUAAUUCAUUGUCUUAAUCUAGUACAAAUGGACAAUUUUAAUUUGAUUGCCGGCUAUAGUACACAAUUCUUAAGAUCAUAUGUUUGUAUUAUAGAAACGAAUAAAUAUAAAAUUACUGAUCUAUUCAAAGUAAAUAAACAGUAUGCACAGCAAACAUUUUUUAUUUUAUUAGAUCAUUUAUAUUUAUCAAGAGAUAUAUUCGUAUAUCUAAGAAAAAAAUCGAUAGAAAAAGAAUUAUUCAACUUUUAUUGGUCAAUAUUCUUUGCUACUCUAUCUGUAAUUUAUACAGCCUUGCAUUAUAUUCAACUUACGUGUAAAGAUUUAGAAAAAUAUGAAAUAAUACUGUCUUCAUUCAUUCACCAUAUUGAUGCUCAUUUUGAUUCCAAAUGUUUAAGCGAAAAAUACCAUAAUGAUUUAUUAAUUAAGAAAAUGCUCGACCUGGUGUGGAAUCUUUGUGACCGAACAGUACUUGUACCAAGUUUAAUUAAAAUCGGUUUUGGAGAAGCUACAUUAAGAUGGAUAUCACUCCCAUAUUUGACAUGUAAAGAUUAUCGACCACUCAUUAGUAUUUUGUAUAAUAUUGCUCGCCAUGAUAUGGGUGCUGAUGUCUUGAAUGCAAAUAAGGCUAUGGACAUUUUGAAAAGUUUUAAAACUUAUAUACUUGACACAAAAUUAGAUUUUAUUGUAGAUAAUGAUCUAUAUAAACAGAUAAACGUUGUAUAUCACAUGUUAUUAGCAAUGUUAAGUGACUCUAAUGGAACUAAAGUGGAAAAUAAUAUUUUAGAUUAUUUAUUGGAAACAGUGCUUAAUGCAUCAAAACUGAAAUCAUUAAAAUGCGAUGGCUUUCACAUAUCUGAACCAUUAGUUGUUUUAAUGAAAUUAUUCGUAAAUGAUAUCGUUGUUGAUUAUGCUUUAAAACAAGCCAAAAUCAAAAACCAAUCGACGAUGAAAUCAUCCAUGGUAGAAUUUUUUUGUUCAACAUUAAUAAAAUUAACCACUUCAGAGGAUGAACUCGUCCGCCUUGCAUCAACUGCACUCGCAAAUAUCAUAUGGAGCAUAUCGUUUCAUGAUGCUUACAAAUUUGAAUUAUGCAACAGUAAAGAUUUUUUAACUACAAUUCAAAAUAUACAUGACAAAGAGCUUAAAGGUAAUAAUUAUUUUCGAUUCUUGACUGAAGCUGUGUUUUCUGGAAAGCUAGUGCUUGAUUAG